This is a messenger RNA of Ceutorhynchus assimilis (cabbage seed weevil), 1962 nucleotides long. The record is from the annotation of a GenBank genome assembly. Lineage: Eukaryota; Metazoa; Arthropoda; Insecta; Coleoptera; Curculionidae.
CCCGCUUUGAGAGGAAGAGCAUUUGGUUGAUGAUUUGAGUUCAAAUUUAUAUGUUUCAUUUUUAUGUUCCACAUUCCGUGUGUGCGAGUACCAGAAACUCCUAAGUCCAACUUUGAAAACUUAUUCUCCCAUAUGUUGCGAAGGAUUGUGGUUUACUUUCUGGUUUCUUUGUGGGAUCAAUCUGAUUGCAUACAAUUGCCUAUUCAAGGGAAGAAGCAUGUAAUAAACUAAUUUGAAAAAAUGUGUAAAUAUGCUUUCAACAAUGCAUUCAAUCAUUUGGAACCCAAACUUUGCCUGACUCUGUGGAUUGCAGCAGUUUUUUAUGCUACCUACCAGUUUGCAUUGGCCAGCCAAAAUUGUAAUACAAAAAACACUAUAGGUUUGUUCCAACUUGUCAAAACCAUCCCAUGAACGGUUUUGAAUCCACUCUGUAUACAAAUUUCGGGUUCUACUCACAAAUUUUUGGCUUUGCGCAGAAUCGUGAUGAUUUCACAAAUUACCACGAUUAUUAUGAAGACUUCACCACAGGCUGGUCGAUAUUAAACUACCCGAAAAAGGAUAAGGCUGAUUUUGAAUGGGAAACUUGUAGCUUUUAUUUAAAGGAAAUUUAUCCAGCUGUAAUUUGUUAUAUUCUGAUAUCGGAGUUCUGUAGGCAGUUGAAAUAUAAAAAAAUAAUUCAAAUACUAUACCCAUUAGGUUAUAUAACAUAUUUUAUGGGCUACAAAAUUGCUUUUGCAGCAUUGAUACAGCCAAUUCUGUUUUAUUUGGUUAAAACAAAGACAAAUAAACUCUAUGUUUGGUUAUGCAAUUUCAUUUGUCUGGUCUUGAUAGCUUUUUAUAAAAAUCUUAGUUCUAAUUUCUCUCCCAACACUGCUAACCAGGAUGUAAAUCAUUUUAAAGUUUUUUUGAGUACUUUAUUAAUUUCUUGGAUGAAUUUAAAAUGUACUCAUUUUGCUUUAAAUAAUUCAAUAUCAAAUGUUAUCGACUAUUUGGCUUACCUCUUUUAUUUUCCAACUCUUUUUACUGGGCCAUUUAUCAGCUAUGAUGAAUUCAAAAAAUGCUAUAACACAAGGACUUACAAACAGCUAGAUGUGAGGCUAGAAAAAUUAGCUGAAAAUCUCAUGAGAUGUUUGUUUUGGUAUAUAUUUGUUGAAUUCUCGUUGCAUUAUUUUUAUUUUAAUGCAGCUAUCUUCCAAUUAGAGCUUAUCAAAAAACUCAGUCUCUGCAGCCUUUGUGGCUAUGGUUACUUAAUGGGACAGUUUUUCCAUAUCAAAUACAUUGUUUUGUAUGGUUUAUCAACCAGCUUGGCAUCAUUUGAAAAUAUUCCAGUACCAAAUUUGCCCAGAUGCAUUGGCAGAGUGCACUUGUAUUCAGAUAUGUGGAAGUACUUUGAUCCUGGCUUACACAACUUUCUAAAGAAGUCAAUAUUUAUUCCGUGCCAAAAAUCAGGCCUUGGUAAACUCAAUUCCUCAUUCCUGUGCUUUAUUUUUGUAUUUAUUUGGCACGGCAUUGAAGACUACAUACUUAUUUGGGCCACAUUGAAUUUUAUUGGCAUCGCCUUGGAACAUUUUGCCAUUAACAAAUUACCGAAUAGAAGACUGAAAACUUUAUUUGCAGCCCCCUUAUUAGCGAUGUCAGCAGUGUCCAAUUUUUAUUUUUUUGCUGGCAAAGAUAUAGGGGAUGUUUUCGCAAGGAAAGCUUUAACUGAACCAUCUGUUAACAUAUUUCUGGUACUAAUAGCCCUGUACUGCUGCUGUGAUGUUUCAACGGAAUUGAGAAAUGUGAAUGCUCAUAAAAUGUGAUUUUUUUCAAAUAUGGUACAUAAUAUAGUUUUCAUAGUAAAACGGCUAAAUUUUGUUGAAAAAAAAGUUGAUUUUUCGUGUUUUUUAAAAUUGUAUAUUAUGUAAUGAUCAUGUAAUGAUACACGAGCAUGUUGCAUGCAUGUGUAUUAAUGGCAAUUGC